UUUUACAUGUUUCUUUUUAUUACAAUCGACUGGAUAAGUGUUAUAUUUGCUGAAUAUUAAUUUUUUAAAUGUGGAGAUUAUAAUAUGUUACAUUUUACACACGCGCUACAUACUUGCUACUUUCAAAAAGUAAUUGAAAAUGAGAACGUUGUAAAACCAAAUGGAAAUUAAGGCUGUGCAAUUUUUAGUUUCCUUACUUGCUGUUACGUAUCAUGACUUGGAAACACCCAAAUCUGUAAAUGCUAAGGAAUCAGAUGAGACAGCUUUACGUGAAGCACUACUAUUGGUUGAACUUUUAAAGUCAGAAUAUUCUAAAAUACUACGAGAAAGAAACCAACCUGAAAUAGAUGUCGAUGGAAAGAAUCUUGAAACGUGUGCAACAAGAUUUAUGACAAAUACCGCCACGGAGGCAGUGUCUCCACUGACAGAAAACGCAGGACGUAAAGUAGAAUUUUCCAGCCCAAAACCUUUCAGUGCCUACGGAUUUUUGCAAUCUCAUCCUAAUUACAUUCAAAGGAGAAGAUUCAAUGGCUAUCGAGACUAUUACGGAAAUUAUAACCCACCUCAAAUGUGGCGCAGGAUGGAUUACGAAAACGUUUUUGGACCGCAACCAAACGCAACUACUUCUACCUCACAAGCCACCGAAAAAACUACAGUCUCACAAGCUGAGUCUUCAACCGUCUCCAGUUCCACAAAACCUGAUAUUUCUAUUAACGUGACAACACCAUUACCAAGCUCUAUAUCCACCAGUACCAAGGAACUUGAUUCGCAGUCUCUAUCCACCUCAAAACCCCCCACCUCGGCAAAACAGAAUACUGUGUCAUCCCCAACACCCCCAACGACUCCAUCUUCAGCGGCGCCUACCACCCACAAAACCAUUUUACUGACAUCUAGAACUAACAAUAAGUUGAAAAGUACAAAGGCACUCACGAUAUAUAAAAAAAAAGAUACUAAAGCGUCAGAACCAAAGAAACUACACUUAAAUUUAGAAGUGAUAACAAGCCCAGUUCCUAUAACCGAUCCUGAACAAGCACAAGUAGUAUCAGAACUUGAACAAGAACUUGAAUCUGAGAUAGCAUAUUCCUCUAGUUCAUUAUCACCAUCGUCUCGGUGGCAUAUAACAUGGCGGCCCACCACCAGAAUACAUUUAGCCGGCAGCACUCGAUAUCCUAUACCACUACCUGUAAAUCACGCCUUCUGUUUUACCAACCCUGAAAGCCCUUUGUGUCGCACGUUUAUCAAAUAAAAUAAAAUAAAAAAAAACAUAUAUGGAAGUAUUAAAUUAAAUAAAUAUUUACAAUCAUUAAACGUAUUACAAUCAGUAGUUUGCGUGUUAUAUGU
This is a messenger RNA of Danaus plexippus (monarch butterfly), 1341 nucleotides long. Its product is annotated as mucin-5AC-like. The coding region runs from base 161 to 1246 and encodes 361 amino acids. Lineage: Eukaryota; Metazoa; Arthropoda; Insecta; Lepidoptera; Nymphalidae. The transcript has 6 exons. The record is from RefSeq and is a predicted model, not a curated record.